Molecule: messenger RNA, 2211 nt
Organism: Talaromyces proteolyticus
Lineage: Eukaryota; Fungi; Ascomycota; Eurotiomycetes; Eurotiales; Trichocomaceae
Product: putative C6 transcription factor
Exons: 4
Coding region: 1-2211 (736 amino acids)
Biological process (GO): regulation of DNA-templated transcription; DNA-templated transcription
Molecular function (GO): DNA binding; zinc ion binding; DNA-binding transcription factor activity, RNA polymerase II-specific
Source: RefSeq, a predicted model, not a curated record
AUGGAGGACGAGCAACGCCCAGAACGUGCAUCAUCCAUUCCAUCUACUCAACCGGGAAAUCCUGAAUGGGCUCAAAAUCUUUCAGACUCGUCAAGUACACUGGUGGGGGAUUCUCGAUUACGCGUGCCCGACAAACACCCCUCCAGUCGGGUAGGGGGUGCCAAGGUAGCCAUACCCAGGGCGCCUGUGUUUUCUGAGCAAUCGAGCGGAAACAAACGGGUUGGCCAUGCUUGUGAGCCCUGUCGAGAGCAAAAAACAAAAUGUAGCGGUGAUCGUCCAGUGUGCCAGCGUUGUCAAGACCUGGGGUUGAGCUGUCUAUACGGAGACCGCAAACGUGAACGAACAGCGAAACAGCUUAGGGAUUAUGCGAAGCAGAUACAAGAAUAUGAACAGCUUUUUAACAAUUUACACCCAAAGCUUGACCAACAGGACGUCCAACUUAUCCAAGACACUUUGUCUAGAGUAGGUGCACUUGCCGAGUUCGAUGGUACCGAUGACUUCGCGUUGACUCGACCAGGGCCUUCAGACUCGGAUUAUUCGAGUAAUCCUGCUCGACCAUUUCUAACCGAUUUUCUGAGCGGCGCAGAUUACACGGAAGAAGAUUUCAAUCGAAAUGAACGAUCAAUAGCCCUGGGGUUCGUGGGCAGACACUCCGAAACGUCCUGGUUAUACAACCUCAAACGUGAGAUAGAAUCGAACAAUGUGGACGCGGAACAAACCGAACAAACACCACCGGAAGAAGACCUCCAAGACCGCAAUUCUAUUGCGUCAGUAAGCUAUUUUCUAGACGAUGCCGAUAUUCCGAUCAUCGAAGACCUCGAUCCUUUGGAACGACCCUCUCGUGUGGUUGCGAACCGGCUGGUGUUGACAUUCUUCAAUACGGUGCAUGGAACAUUUCCGAUUAUUGGAAAGGAGACCUUUCUAAGUCAGGUGAAUUCUUUCUAUUCAGCCCCUUUUGCUCGACCUGGACGGAGAUGGCUGGCCAUUUUGAACCUGGUAUUUGCGAUCGCGUCUCGAAAUUACCAUCAUCAAAUUCAGCCCAGUUCGCUUGACGUUGGUGAGGAGACAUUGCAAUAUUUUUCUCGCGCAUGGCGAUUAGGCAUGAAAGACAGUUCCCUGCUUGGUCACCCUGACCUGCAGCAAGCCCAGGUGGAAGGACUAACUGCAUUUCUCCUGCUUUCUUUAGGCCAUGCAAACAGGGCGUGGAGAAUAUGCGGCUUGGCCAUUCGAUCGGCAACUGGCAUGGGUCUGAACCUGCGUAGCGAAAGCAAUUACGUGACUCUCGCAUCGAAGGAGUCGCGCUACAAAGUAUGGUGGUCGUUGUAUACCCUUGAGGCGCUUCUGGGGAAUAUGACUGGCCGGCCAUUCGGCGUUGAGCGCGACUUCUGUACAACACCCUUGCCUGUUCCGUUCGAGGAAGAAGGCUUUAAUGAUGCACAAGUCGCACAGAUUAUGGCAGAUAACCGAAUGCGGAACUCUCUGCUCGGACAUGUUGUGACCAAACCGACUGGCGACACCUCCCCAGCGUUGACAUCGCAAUCCAUUCGUACUGCGAGAGAUAUCCUCCGGCCGAACUAUGCGCUCUUCUUCGUGUGCUAUAUCGACCUUACGCGACUAAUGCGGCAAGUCGUCGAGACUUUAUACGCCCCUGAAAUCGUUCAAAAUUCGCCGACAGACCCGGAGAUCGUCAUCACCGAUCUCAAUAUUAAAGCGGACGCGUGGCUUUCGAGACUCCCAGGAGCAUUUCGAUUUAUAGACGACCCGAGCGUGGCGAGCCGAGACAAUUAUCGUCUCAGGCUAGGGCUACAGUUUUAUAGUACGAAGAUAUUGAUUUGCAAACCGUGUUUGCACCGAAUCGACCAGUUUUCUUGUAACGAUGAUAGUUUUUACGAGAGAACGGCAAUCAGUUGUGUACAGGCAGCUUGCCGAAUGCUGGAUCUGUUCCCUGCCGUGUACAACGCUACAUGGUUUAGUCAGGUUGCACCAUGGUGGUCUGCACUGCAUUAUCUAGUCCAAGCAACGACAGUUCUGUUGAUCGAAUUAUCGAUUGACUCGGGUCCGAAGCCAGAGGAAUUCCGACAGGCGCUGGCAAAAGCGACGAGCUGGUUGCGCGAGAUGGCAUUGAGGGAUUCGGCGUCACAACGAGCUUGUGCAGUCUGCGGAUUGUUACUUGAACAGCUUGCUUCCGUGGCUGGAGAAGAGGAAGAUUGA